UCUUGGAAGUCAUAUGACAUGUACAUCACGGGGAACCUUUUCAGGCAGCAGCGGUGGCCGCAGUAGUAGACUCUUCGGUCUCCUGAUCAGUCGCCGUAUGCUGUGGUAGACGGUAUCUGACUGUCGAACGUGGAGGUACCACCCGGCGGAUCUCGUAGGCGGAGCCAGAAUGUGUGCAUGUUGCAUGCACACGUGUUCCCUCGCCAGAGUCCGUGUG
Acanthoscelides obtectus is the source of this 217-nucleotide messenger RNA. The record is from the annotation of a GenBank genome assembly. NCBI's taxonomy places the organism in Eukaryota, Metazoa, Arthropoda, Insecta, Coleoptera, Chrysomelidae.